Molecule: messenger RNA, 559 nt
Organism: Punica granatum (pomegranate)
Lineage: Eukaryota; Viridiplantae; Streptophyta; Magnoliopsida; Myrtales; Lythraceae
Source: RefSeq, a predicted model, not a curated record
AAGAGAAUCAAGUAUCAACCCUCCCUUUCGCGACCUUUCUCUUUUCUUCUUUUGACUUCCGUCGUCGUCGUCUUCUUCAUCGUCUUGAGAGAGAGGGCGAGAGAGAUAUAGAGAAAUGGCGGGCGCUCAGCUGUUGAAGAGAAUCCCACGGAUCAAGUUCCCGCAGAGGCACCCCAAGCCCUCAGAUGGAGCAUCCCAACUACCGGCAUCAUCUACUUCUAUUGGUGUUGACCAAGGUUUCUUUAUGAAGUCUACAGCAUCAACAUCUUUGGGAGGAAAGGCUUCUCUGCAGCCUAAAAGGAUGGCUGUCUCGCAGGAAGAGAUUGAAGCUAUUUUGUUGGGUGGCAGCUUCUGAUUCUUGUUGAAGAACCCAGACAAGUGAUUAUGGGCUUCAUUCAUUCUUUACUUCUCAAGAUUUUAUCUCGUCUUACUGUACCAUUUUUUGGGGAUGUUUUAGUUUGACUGACUGAAUAUGAUUCUCAUACUGGAGGAUACAUCAUUUGCUGAGAAAUACUGAUUCAUCGGGAGAACGAAUAAACUUUUCUCAAUGUUGCAUCUA